AUGGGUGAAGGGAUUGCUGAUUGCUUACCACUGGCACUACGAUCUGUUGGGGAUGCCAUUAAGCUUGACUCAGACAACAGGAUUAAGGUUUGAGUUUUAACCAAGCUCGCGAAAGAAAUUCAAAAUCACUUACCCGGAUCAAAACACUUUUGAAUAGCCCCCAGUUUGGAGUACUGAGAUGCAGGUUAAAUUUGAUUCAGCUCUGCCUUUUUCUAACAGAUAUCUACGCAAAUGCUCGGUAUUUUUUUGAGCGUUGUUUUUGUUAUACCCGGAAGGUCAUCAUCGAUAUUACCACGGUCUUUCGACGGUGACGUCAUUGCAAACAAGGGAUAACAAUACGGUGGCAAUAAAGUCAUAUCGAGCUUCUCUGGGAUGAGCAGAGUGAUUUGGAAUACAGAGGGAUGAGGGAAAUCCCAGGGUAUAUUUAUUAAAAGCCGUUAACAUUUGGAAGGCCUGUUAAAAAAUCAGGACCCCAUUUGGUGGGUUGGUUUUUGUCAGCACCCUGUAACUGUCCACAUUUCAUUAGCUUCUCCAAAAAAUAAAAAUAUAUAUAUUUAUUCCAAACCUCUUCUAUCAAAAACCAGUCAUCGUUGGGCAGGGGUUAUAGUGCAGAUUUAAAAAAAAAAUAUAACAAUAUUGGAAAGGCUAACCGAAAUUCUACUCCAAUUGGGACCUGUGAUAACUCCCUAAGAAUGGGAAUGUAAUCCAAAGUUUGUAUUUACCCUUUAAAAUCCCAAGAUCUCAUUAGUAACUCUCCUUACUGUCUACCAAAUGAUUCUCAUUAUGUAAGUUUGGAGAAUUUGGUAUUGGAUCAAUUAGUAAUCCCAUAAUUGAUAUUUUUCUUUAUUCCCAUCACUUGUCUGCAUGAUAUUGUAUAGAUAUAGUAAGGAGAAAUUCUGUCUUGGUCACGCAUGGGAGUUAAAGGGUUAAGAUAUCCAAGAUGCAAGAUCACAAAACUUAAUAAAUUACUUUUGGUUAAUUUAUGCAUUUGUCACAUGUUACAGUCAUCCACAUAAAUCCUUUAACAUCAAAGGCAUGAGGAUUUUGUUGGCAGAUGUAUAUUCAGUACUUCUGACAUGAUUUUAUACUGCAUUCAUUUUUAAACCAGGAGGCAUACUGUCAGUAUCUUAGUUGCAUCAUCUAUAUAUCACAAGUUCUUAAGGAUGAUGCUUGGGACAAAGGUAUAUCCUAAGUCUCUAUUUUACUUAACAUCUAAGUGAUAAGUUAAAGAAAAGAUCUGCACUCUACUCUCACUGUCACAAUUUUCUAAAUAAAAUCAAUUCUGGAGAAAAAGAAGUUAAAGUUAAUUUCUGUACUUGCCAUAAAGAUAAUAGUGUUUUCCAUUAAGGAUUUUCAAUGACCGUUUAUGGGUCUGGAGGAAGUUCAAUGACUGUUUAUAAGUCUGGAGGGAGUGGAGAGUAAUCAAUGAAUAUUAAUUUUGGCUGUAAUGACUGUUAACAGAUCUUUGCAUGUUGAGGUCAUUAAUGCUCUAGAAAUCUUGAAAAGUUUUCUUCCAGUUUAUUCACCCAAAGAAAAAAACUACACUUUAGGAUUAAGGUUACAGAGUGGAGAAGGAGAGGCAAAAUUUGCCACCAGCUAGGAAAAGAUAAGUUAACAAAAUAUUCUACCACCAAUUGAAAAACAUAUUGACUUUAAGAUUUUAUUUUAAUAUUUACAUCCAUUGUGCCUCUGAAUUACUGUAGACCUCCAAUUGGUGUACAACAGGGACUCAGCCAAGUUAUUCCAUAUGCUUCAGCAAUGUCAGGAGAGAGCUCUGACAAUAAUAUCUUCUUUAGGUAAGAUUACAAUAUUGUAAGCAAUUUUGAAGACUCAGUGCAAAAGAACCAAGUAUAGUUUUGAUAUGGUACAAUUGUGGCUUCUUAGAUGUCUUGAAAUAAAGAUGAAUAUUUUUUGAAAAUAAUUCUGAAAAUAAAUUUCAUCACUCAUCAACAUGUCCUUGAUGCUUGUCAUUCCUUCAGCAAAUAACACUUCAACAAGUCAAACACCCCCUACUAAUCAAAUACCUCAGCAUCUUCACCCUUCAUCUGAAGGUGUGCCACAUCGCUAUUCUGACAGUCAAGUUCCAAUUCCUGGCCAAUCACCACAGCAUCAACUGGCACCACAAGAUGCGACUAUUCGUAAGCUGUCUGACACAAAUUCUCCAGCAGCAACUUUGGCAAAACCCACAGCUGAUGGACACCUUUAUCUACCAUCACCCCCUGGAUCUCCAUUGCCUCGUCAUCGUCGGUGGGUACUCAAUAUUUGAAACUGAUUUUCAGUCUUAAUUCCAGAAACAUUUUCUAGAGAACUGUGGUUUUAAUUGUUAUUAGUUUCAAGUUAAGUACAAAAGAAAUAAUUUUCAUCGAUUCUCCAAACACUUAGCCAAGUGAUCAUGACAAAUAAUUUAGUUGGUCCGUUCAACCUUCGGACCAAAUAAAAGAUGAAACUGGUCUGAGUAGAAGUAGUGGAAAGUUGUAACAAUUUUGUCUUCACUCCAGAUUUUUCUUGUGGUUCAGCAAUUGAAAAUUGCUGGCUUUUAUUUUGUGGCAAAAAGAAUAGGGAGAGUGACAUCAGUCUAUUGUUUGAUAAAUGAUAACCAUAUCAACCUCCAUUUUAGUAAAUUGGGCCACUCAAUAUUAUGUACGAAAGUCAGAAGGCUUUAUAGAAACAGUUGCCGUUCACUACAAUUGUAUACUGUACAUGUUUGAUUUAUGAUUCUCUUAUCCCUAGAACUGGUAGCAAUGAUCCUUUGGAGAAAGCUUACACAGAAAAUAAACAGUUAAUACAAGCAUACAGGACAAGAAUGCAAAAUGCAAACAAGGGGGGAACAAACAAGGAUAUGAUUUCCCGCGUAUGAUAACUCCAAUAAUUAUUAUGUCAUAAAUCCCAUUCUAAAAUGGUUACAAUUUAUCAUUUUCCUACAUUUCUAUUUAAAUGUUCUCCUGGCCUUGAUCCCAUCUGCUAAAUUCAAAACAUUCCCUCACAAGAAAGGAAAAUCCAAAUGAUAAGAUAAACCACUACCAUAUUCCCCUCAGCUUUCACUGGAAAAAUUUACAAGUUGACUUUUACAUGGAGGAUUCACUCAACUAUGGGGGAGCUCAAGAAAGAGAUAUUUGCUUUGUUUCUGUGAUACUCUGAGAAGAAUCAGAAUAGUUGGUAGAUAUAACAUAUAUUAUCAUUUAUUUGAGACCUUAAUGAUAUACUUAGCAAGUCAGUAAAGCAUUCUGGGCUCCCAAAGUGGUGUUAACCCUUGGACUCCUAAGAGUCAAUAUCACCCCCUGAAUCACACAUUGUGGUCAUGAGAAUAAAGGAAAUGAUCACCAACUAUAUACUGAAGCUCUUGAUUGUUAAACAAAUUCUCCUCAUUACCUCAGGAGUUGUGUACAGAACAGUAUGAAGAAUAUGCAUACUGAUGUUGGGGUGUAAAGGAUGAAUGUUAUGUUAUCAUGUGGCACUCUGAUUGAAAAUUUAUUGUUGGGAUGAUGUGACCCUCUACUGAAGUGUGAAUAUUCUUGAAUGCAAAUCAUCCAGGCUUUCAAAUACCUAUAUUAGUAUUUUUGAAAUCUAUAUUAUUUUCUCUCUGAAGUUUGGUAUUCAAGCUUCAGCAGGUACUCCUUGAUAGCAUGCAAAAUAAUAUUUUUAGUAAUUGUUUGAUACUGGAUUCUAGACCACAAUUCUACGAAGUAUACAGGGGUAAUGAGACUGCAGUUCUCAUGUACUUUUUUACUGUUUUGCAGAAUCUCAGUUUAAUGCGAAGGAUGUCAGAAAACCUUGCCAUUGCAAAGGCCAGAGAGCAAGCUGUAUCCUUUGUCCAUUUUUAAUUUUAUCUGUACUUUUUGUGGCAAAAUCAAAGUCAUUUAUUGAUAGCACAUAAUGAAAUAUGCACUUUACCAUUGAUAAUGCUGUAAUUUUAAUGUAACAUAUAACUUUAACUUCAAGAUAAGACAAAGCAAAAAUUGUUGGAGCGACAACGAAGAUUGCAAGAGGAAACAAACAGGUGAGAAAGUGAUGAACAGGUACCCUUUCGUACGAGUGAUUAUCAUCUAAUUUCUCCCAACAAUAUGCCCACUGAAUCAAACAUUUAGGUCAUGAGAAUAAAAAAAAUUAUUGCCAGCUUCAGUGGUUCUUGAUCGUUAAACAUUUUCUCCUAAUCAUAUCAUAUAAAACUCACAGAGAACAGUGUGGAGAAUGUGCAAACUGACCUUCGGUUGCAAAGGGUUAAUGCCUUCUUCAGUAACAGCCUGAUUGUGUUCGUCAUGUAAUUAAGUCAUUGAUGUGUUACAGACGUUUUGGCCCUGCAGUGUAUUCUACCAAGGAACAGCAAGAACAGCGUAUUAUUUACACAAAGAUUUUGGAGUUUGAACAAGAGACCGUAAGUUGGAAAGCAUGUAUCACCAUAUUUGAAUGCAUGGAUGGAAGUGUACUUCAUUUAUAUUAAAUACUCCAAAAAUUUACAUCUCGUUUACUGAAUAUUGUAUAUAAAGUGACACCUUUUCCGGUGCGCUUAUUUAUCAUUGCAAUGUGUGAAGUAGGUUUUCCACUAAGACUUGCAGCAUAACUGAAAAAGCCUCUCAAGAGAAUUCAAGAUGCAACUGGUUAUUUUAUGUUUCAGUUUUUUUUCGCCUGUAUCUUCGAUUUCACGUGUCUUAAUAUGUAGAGAUAAGUAGCUAUUGUAUAUUUCAUCAUUUUGAAGGUGUGGCCGAACCUCUUACGGAAUAAAUUGAAACUUUCGCCAGAAGAUUCCAAGUUGAUCAAGGAAAUAAUAGCUAAGAUUUUCAGGUGAGACUUAAAACUCUUUAGUUUAUUAUACAUAUUGUCAAGUUAAUUAAGCAUUAAACCGCACUUUCCAUUGGUUUACCGGAGUAAUAACUAGGCGGGACGUUGGGAGAACACGAGUUUGUAAAUCACGAGCCAGAGGCGAGUGAUUUGCAAAGUCUUUGAACUGAUGAUAGGUUUUGACCAAUCAGGGCGUACGCAUUAUCUUAGUUAUCACAAGACUCAGAAAACUAAGGGCAUCUGGUCAUCUCUUCAACACGGUAUAUUUUAUCCACAAAAAACCUGGUUAAGAAAUAAAAAUUGGCUUACACUUGCUGUACAAUAAGUUCUGCAAUAUGACAUUGAAACUAGCUUAUUUUUUCCAUCAUACAGCUCAUCGGAUCAUCCUCUUACCCAGUUUCUCCUCCAGUAUCAGUAUUACGUUUACCGGAAACUGGCACCUCUUGUGAAGGAUGUGGGAUUUCCUGAUGUAAAAAGCGGAAGAAUAGCUACCAGCGAAGGAACUGGUACAGUUAUAAAGGAAUCUCACUCUGACGAGCACGUAAAGAAAUCGACAAUCAUCGAUGAUGAACAAAACCGAGGGAAAAACCUUAACACGCUAACUAAUGCUGGAGGUAAUUUUGAAGGUCACUUUUCAUCUGAGACUAAUAUUGAGGAAAGUUUGAAAGGUACGAAAGAAAUUGUGAAAGGCACCGCUGAGGAAAAGGAACAUGAAACAGUCGAAAUUCAUGAUGCAGCGUUCGUAAAGAAUACUAGAGAUGGUGGUAGUGUAGAAAAAGGAAAGGACGGUGAUAGCGAAUGCGCGAGCUCUGGAACUGAUUUAGCGAAACUCAAAAAUCUUCUUGGAGAUGAUCUUCAGUCGGAAGUCUCUGACACUGAUACUUCGCAGCCUACUGCUGUUGCGACAUCAGGUGAUGCGGCAUCACUGGAGACUUAUUUUGAGGAGCUAGAGGACGAUAUGUUUGGCUGGGAUAGCAACGAAGAUGAAAGUACAGACACGUACUUUGAAACUGUUGAUGGAAGGAACACACAGACAACGGCAGAUGAAAAGACUUGCAGUGAACUUAAAGAAAAUACGAGUCAAAAUGGGGAAGAGGAUGCAUCCCAUACUGUCGCGAGAUCUGUUACGGAACACAGUCAGGCAGACUCUUCAGAAGUCUGCGCAGAUACUCCUUCACAACUCAGCGUGGACUCGCUCAGCGUUGAGUUGUCAAUAGCAAGUAAAAUCGGUAAAACCAGCCAAGACCAACCAAGAGACGAUACAAAUCCGUUUGAAGCAGAUGAGUUUAUUUCAAACCAAAAAGUUGGGGGUAAUGAAGAAGAGACAGCAAGAAACAACACCAACGGGGAAAGUCAACAACCGCACAAUAGUCUGAAGCCGCCAGGACAGGUUGGUGAGGAACAGAUUGCUAGUAAUAACACCCAAGGGGACGGAGAUAUCCAACAAUCAGUGGAAAGUUUAAACGAAGGAGAACAGGUUGGUGAAGAACAGAUAGCUAUUAUUGACAUCCACAAUGAUGGAGAAAUCCCGAGACCAGUAGAGAAGUCAAAUAAGUAUGAUACUACAAGUGAAGUCCCAUUUGAUCAGGCAAACGGUGGAGAUGAGGGGAACACACAAACACCUCGGCUGUCUGGGUUUGUUAGUGAACGAAGUGGCAAGGAGGAAAAUGGUAGCACAACUCCUACUACAACUGCAUCUGACGAAAGGAGGAAACAAUUGAAGGACGUUUUGGUGGAUGUGAGAUUUUUUCUUGGUAUGUUUGUGCAGCAAACACUCAUUUAAUCAUAACCAAAAGCCAUGUAUGAUUUAGACCUUACUCAAAUACAUGUGGUUGGUUAUAAAAAUGCGUAAUCAUCAUGCAAUUGUUCGUCCCCUAGCUAUACCACAAGCGAGAAGCCAGAAAACUGUUCAUAUACAGUGCUCUUGACCAUACAAUUUAAAAGAAACUGUCUUUUUCGUUUACUCUUAUCGAUGUAUUGCAUCGUUUACAUGUUUAUUUUAAGGUCCCUUUGUAAUUCAAGGUGUAAAAGGUAAAGGUAAAUUAUUAAUAUUAAUCGUAAAAAGAUCCAACUCUUGUCAUGUUAUGUUAUCUUCCAGAAAAUCUUCAGAAAUUAUUAAUCCUUGCCUAUGAACAACUGGAUACACCAGCCAGCCGAGAUCUUUGUUACUCCUAUUUGGAAUUCCCUUUCUUUAAACCUUUGUGGCCUAUGUUGUUGGCUGUGCUCAGGUAAGAAGAACUAUGCAACGUGGACGUUACCACCGCACUUAGUCUGGUGUUCUGUCCACAAUGGAAAUCAAAAGCAAAAAAUGAAUUUACGUGAAGUUUACUAUUUGUUUUGUGGAAUGUCUCAAGGCGUAGUUUGCUCUCCAGAUCUUUGUUGUUUUAUUUAUCAUGUGUUCUGCGCCUCCUUUUUUUUUUAAUACUUCCAUACUUUUUUCAUCCAACAGACAAAUUAAUCACGAGAAGGAACUCACACUGGCGGACGUGAUGUCGGAGAACAUCACGAAGGAUCCGGUAGAUUUAGGCGUGCCACAAAGACUGUGUUUGGAGGAUCAGGUACUGUAUAUCUGUGAAUGGAUUUCGUAAAUUUCUGCCAAAACUAUAUUUUAAGAAGAUGAUGAGAGGGGCUAACCAGAUUUUAAUAGAAUGUGACUAAUUACUGGAGUAGACAUAUCAGUAAACAAAGUUGUCGACUUGGUCAUCAGUAAAGUGAGGAAUAUAAAACGACAACAUGCAGUGCUUUGCGUGAGAGGGAUGGCGCAGUGACCGAGUGAGCUCUCUUCCCACCGCUGUGGCCAGGAUUCGAUUUCCGCACCUAACAUGUAAUUUAAGUAUGUUGUUGGUCUGAGGAUUUUUAUCCGGGUAUUCCUUGCUCGCUUUCCACCAAAAGUUACGCUUCAAAUUCAAAAAUAGACCUGGAAAACAGUAACAAAGAGCCAACACUUGAAUGGCCUCAGCUAAAUUCCUAUAUAUUAUUUGUUUAUUCAUUUGAAGAAGACUUUCUAGCACUUUAAGCUAGUGUUAUGAAAACACAAGGCAUAGUUUGUUUUGGGUAGAAGUAUUGUUAUGAUAUUUAAACUUGUACGUCUUUUAGGCCGUUUUGGGCGCAACAGGAAACAAGUAUCCAUAUCAGAUGGCGGUAGAUGAACUUCAUAAAGUUGCUUCGCUGUAUUGUCCGUUGGAGAAACUAGAGUGCUUAGGUAUUCAAAAGGCGCAUAUUUUUUGUUUCUUUUUUUAGCUGGUAGUAUUUAAAUUGCUUUUUCUGGUUUUAAUGGAUUGUGUUUUAUUCUCUCUUGAAUUUUUCGUUAGAGAUAAUGGAACUCUUAUUUAUCUGUCCACAGUUCGAACGUCGCGCUGCGUCUGUCAGUGUGUUGAGGAUUACUGGGAGACGAAAGGAAAGUCGCGUCACUGCCCAGAGACAGCCAUGUAUGUAAUCUCUGUCUCCCUUGCUUCAAUCUCAGUUUACUUAGACGCAUGACUGAAGAAAAUAUUAUUUCCUAUAAAGCGCUUCUCUUCUCCGCCUAGCGCUCAACACUUCAGAAAUAGAAAAAAGUUAUUUCAGUUAGAUUUGCGGGCGACACUAGGACGAAACCCAUUGGCCUGUCGGGUUAUUCUUUGCGAAAAAAAAAUUCUUACGGUAAGUUUAGCUGAGUGAACUUACGUCUUAGUUCCCUCUGCGAAAAAAAUAAUUCCUCGCAGGAAGUCUUGCUAAGCCAACAUAUUAAAUCCAAAUGACUUAUGACGUAUGGAAAUUCUAUUUUAUCCACAGUGGAUGUGAUGAUUUGUUGCCCAUUCUUAGUUUUGUCAUUAUUCGAAGCGGAAUGGCGCAGCUGAUCUCUGAGUGUGAUGCUAUGGAGGAAUUUAUACCCGAGGGGUGAGUACGAGGGACCUUCAACUACCUCAGGGCUAAUGAAUUAACGGGGGAAGUUUCUGAAGAAACUGUGAUGCUGUGUCAGUGGGAGAGUAUGACAGUAAUUUGGUGUUAUCAACUGAGUUGUAAACGUAAAUUGUCCGCCGUAAAGGGUUUAAAGGCUGACGUUUCGAGCGUUGGCCCUUCGUCAGAGCGACUGGAGGAAUUGUGGGUUGUGUGUGGAUUUAUAUGCAUAACAUGGAGCUACGCUAUUGGUGGGAAUAUGGUGACGAAAAACAAGAAUACAUUAGUUGAAUGAAAAGCGCUCGUUGAUACCGUGGGGAUUAAUUACCUCAGGGCUAGCCGAUAGACUAUAAGCAGUCCCCCCUUUUCGGCAAAGUCCGUCGUGCAAGUAAAAAAAGAAAAUCAGUAUAAAAGAAAUUGCCAUCCUUGUGUGCCGUGUGGAACUCUGGGAGGAAGGCGUACGCAUGAAAAUCACUCAGCUGUGCAGGGUCUAACUCUCUGACAAAGUCUGUAGUUGCCACUUUCCUCAGGCCUCGCUCUUAGAGCUCUUCUUGGCGCGCGAACAUCAAUUUUUUUUCACUUUUUUUUUUUUUUUAACUCACGCGAGGGACUUUACCGAAGAGUUUACUGGGAGAGUUCUGCCCUAGGAAGAAGGUACUAAUUCACAUCUACAUCCAAGGGAUGAAAGCGAUAAAAAUUUGAAUUUGAACCUUUUAUGUUUAACCAUUUUACCGAUGUGGUUCUUGUUCAGGUAUCUGAUGGGAGAAGAAGGGUACUGCCUCACGACUCUUUUAACAGCCCUUGCGUAUCUGGCCAGCCUGAAGCCAACUUGAAAUGACCGGCCUAAUCACCAAGCAAGGAGAAUAUGAGAGAGCGGGGAUAUAUGACAUCAUAAGGUUCAAGAUAAAGGUUGGAGCUGCAAGCAAUAACGGGCCAAAAAAUCAGUUAAAAUUUGACAGCGAGCCACCACACCGAUCUUUUACUUCAAGUUCAUGUGCUCCAUUUAUUUUCGCUUUGAUCGAAACUCACUAAGUUUUUGGCAACAAUUACCCUUGACUUAGAACUAAGAUGACCAGGCAAAAUUGUCGAAGAACUGAUGUUAGACUUAAUAUAUGACUGUUACAAAAAUAAGAAUAAGGGGCAUUUUUCCACAAUCUGUUAAAAUGAUUAAUAAUGACGUUUCAAAGUUAAAUGUAAGGAAAGUGAAAUUUACUUUUCCCAAUGAAGAUGCGAAUAGUUUUGUAUGUAAUUGAGAAAGUGGAAACAGCAAUGAAUUAAACGUCAACCAC
Molecule: messenger RNA, 9941 nt
Organism: Pocillopora meandrina
Lineage: Eukaryota; Metazoa; Cnidaria; Anthozoa; Scleractinia; Pocilloporidae
Source: the annotation of a GenBank genome assembly